Messenger RNA from Daphnia pulex (common water flea), 3606 nucleotides. RefSeq names its product zinc finger protein 567-like. Gene Ontology annotation, molecular function: protein binding. The coding region runs from base 485 to 3286 and encodes 933 amino acids. NCBI's taxonomy places the organism in Eukaryota, Metazoa, Arthropoda, Branchiopoda, Diplostraca, Daphniidae. The record is from RefSeq and is a predicted model, not a curated record. The transcript is spliced from 11 exons. Gene Ontology annotation, cellular component: nucleus.
GAAGGGUUUUUACUUAAAAUUAAUUAACUUUGCAUAGUGAAGAAUAGAAAUUAAUUGGAACAGGUCAGCGAAAUUUACGUUAUAAAGAAAUGUGUAUGAUGAAUCGAAUGCGUGAAUCGUAUGCGUGUGAAAGUGUAUAUUUGAAUUUGAUACAUAGGCCUAUUUAGCAUUUACCCAGAAAGCUAGAUUUUGGAUUUUAUUCGACUUCAUCAACGUUUUGGAUUUCAGUACGAAGUUUGUUUAACCUCCACUAAGUCGCGCUACGGUUGGGUCUAAAAAGUUCACCGUAUUUAGCCAUUGGCGGUAUGGUUUGCUUGUUGCCUUGCUGGUGAUGUGAAAACAGGGAUCUUGUAGGCCUUGAAAUUCUAGUGGACGUGGUUCUAGUGUUGAAGAAUGUUUGGUGUGGAAGUUAAACGAUUUAUUUGAACGAUUAGAAAAAUAAGCUUGAUAUUGUCUAUCCAUUGUUUCCACAACUUUCUUUGCAAUGGCGUCUAAAAGAAAGAAAAAUAUUUGCAGUGAAGGACCAGUCAAAAUAGUUGGAAUAAAUCAUGGAGCCUGUCUUCAUCACUUCUUGUUAAUGGAUGGAUGGAAAAAGGAACAGUUUACAGAUGUCACAUUUUUCUGCCAGUCUACAACUGAAAAUGACAAAAAUUGUGGGUUACAAAAUAAGCUACGUGCUAAUCGAAGUGUUCUGGCAGCUGCCAGCCCUUUCUUUUCUGCUCUAUUACCUGACUGUGAGCUGGAAUUGGAUGUCUGCAUCUCAAUUGAUUUGAGCUUUGAAGAAGUAUUCUGCGUUCUUGAAUAUAUCUAUUCUGGGAAACUAUUAUGUUCAAUCCAAAGCAAGGAAAGAAUUCUAAGUAUUCUUAAAGAAUUUGAUAUAUUUGUGCCUGACCAUCUUCAGAGUUCAGGACUAUGUGGAGAUAAUGAGACAGAAGUUGAAAUCAUUAUUGAAGAAGCAAAUGCAAGUGAUAAAACUUCUGAAGACAAUCAAAGAGCUGUUACAGAUAACUCUUUGAUUGCAAGCUCUGAUCAGAUUCAUAUGUUACUUAGAAAAGAAUUGAUCUUACCACAAUCAAGCAUUCCCAUAUCAAGACAAGAUACAUUACAGCAUGAAGAGAAGACUCCAGAAAAGUUCUCAAGUUCUCUAAAGAUCUACAGCAACAAAAGUAAAGCUCAACCGACAUUUAAGACAACUGUUCUGAAUCCAGAUGACACCUGUAUUGGUGAAACUGUUGAAGAAGUGGAAGAUUGCAGUCAUCUUAAAACUUCUAUAGAUUUGAUAACUUAUCAGUCUGCUUCCCUGGAAGAACCUCCUGCUAAUAACAUGCCAACAGAAAUCGAAGCUAUCAUAAUUAAGAACCACCCGCCGCCAAAUAAUUUUGACAUUUAUGGAGUUGUUGGUGAAGAUGUGUGGACUGUUCAACAAGUACCAGAUAGACAAACUGUAACAUUGCAGUUUCCUACCCAGUUGCCUGGCAGCAUCACCUCCCAUCCAAAAGAGCUUGAACACAAUUUGAUCAAACGCACCGUGACCCAGUGUAGUGCAUCGACCUAUCCUUUGCCAUUAUAUCAUUCUCAUACUUGGUGUUACGGCGUUUACACUCCUUUUGACCCUGAUAUAACCAACCUUGAAAUGAGUCAUUAUGAUGAUCCCUUAGUGACAAACAAAGGACAGCCUUUUGUUCAUGACUGGACAUCUUUCAAACAACCGACUUUCUUAGUUUCACGACCACAACGUGUGUAUAGUCGUCGUGAAAUCGUGCGUCAGCGUUCGAACCACAUCAAGGGAAUGUUAAAUCUGAAUGAUAUCCAAAAUAUGAAAGCUCAUAAAGGCAAAAUCCAUGUUACUCUAAAUGGAAAACCACUUGUUCAACCAACGCUACCACAACUAUUUCAUGGUGGAGGUGACUACGAAAAUGGUCAGUUGAAUGAAACAAAUCAAGCACGAAUAGGACGCCGCGCAAAUAAUGUGGCAAGCAUUACGGAGAGUGACGACGACAAGAUCGAUUUAGCUCUGGCCAAACAUUUUUUACAAGAGGAAGUUCGAAUAAAACAAAAACUACAAAUGAGAAUCAGAAUGUUCUCUGAACGCCUUACACAAUACAAAGACAUCGCUCGAUCUAUCCUUAAGAGGGCUAAGGAAAUUGAACAGAGAAAGCGAGAAAAUGAGGCAGCCAAGCUGUGUCCACUAACGAAAAAAUCUGGGCGUAAAUUUAAUCUUCAACUUUUUUCGGUCUUCAUUAUCUUACUUAAAAAAUAUUUGGUUUUAAUUUUAGCUCAAACGCAAUGCGAACAAUGUGGCAAAAUGGUACUGGCUUCUCGAUUAGCGAUCCAUUUGAAGAUUCACAGCGGCAUUAAGUCGCACUUGUGCGAUCUAUGUGGACGAGCAUUUUUGCUGAAAGCAUAUCUUAACGCUCACAUUCGAAUUAACCAUCGUGGAACUGAACGACCCAAACGAUUCAUGUGUUCUAGUUGCGGCUAUACCUGUGAUCAAAAACACAAACUCGAAGUUCACGAAAGGGUUCAUACAGAUGAAAGGCCAUUCACAUGCACUUAUUGUGACAAGAAAUUCCGUGAAAAGGGCACGUUGGUUCGUCACAUUCGGACUCACACAGGCGAGAAACCAUAUUCAUGCAACAUAUGCGGGACCUCUUAUGCUGCCAGGGACACGUACGUUCAGCACUACCGAAGAAAGCAUGAGCAGCAGAGGUCAGAUAACGCGAAUGAACCGCGAUCAAGAGCAAGGCACUCCAAUGUAGUCAUUUAUCGGUGCGAGUUUUGUCAAAAAGGAUUUUAUCGGAUUCUGGCAUACGAAAAGCAUCGUGCCACUCAUACAGGUGUGGCUGCCGCUGUCCGUUGCACUCAGGGUGACUGCGAUUUCACUUACUCGGAUAUGACACAACUCAAGGAUCAUAUGGCAAUAUGCCAUCCUGGGAAAACGUAUACGUGUGGAGUCUGUUCUAAAGUAUUUCUAACGAAACAGAAUCUAGCGAAUCACCAGUCGAAGCAUGACCCUACUCUGGGUUUUCACUGUUCCUUUUGCUCCAUGAGUUUAACCACCAAAGCCAGCCUCAUCGCUCACGAAAAGAUUCACACUCGAGAUAAACCAUACGAAUGUUCCUACUGUGGGAUGCGGUUUCAUAGUCCUUAUCUGAUAAAAAUUCACAUGCGUAAACAUCAGCCGAGUCAACCCAAGAGGAAGCGUUCUAGAAGACCAGCUGAAGAAGUAACGGAAAAUCCGGACAUGGAUGCUGUUGGUGAUACUGUAUCAGUAACAUAUUAUUGAAUUGCUUUAGUUGUAUUCUUCAUUUUUGCUUAGUUGGUUAUUGCAAAUGUUUUCCUUAAAUUGCAUGCAGUUUUCUGAAGGAAACUAGUGUGAUGGGUGUAUAACAUUUUUCUUCUCCAUUUGGGAUUGUUUGGCCAUAUCCUAUGGGCCGGUUGCGACGAAAUCCAGGGAUGCUUGAUGUAUGUGGAUUUGUAAUCUCGUACUCAAGUCUGAUGUUUACUUGGCCAUGUACAAAUUUAUGCUUAUGAACAAUCUUUAAAUUUAUGAAUGAGUAAGAUUUGACAUGGGCCAGUUGGCUGAAUACAUCUUCUAUAAAAAUG